This is a messenger RNA of Auanema sp. JU1783, 639 nucleotides long. The record is from the annotation of a GenBank genome assembly. NCBI's taxonomy places the organism in Eukaryota, Metazoa, Nematoda, Chromadorea, Rhabditida, Rhabditidae.
AUGGACAACAUGAAUAAGCAAGUUAAAUGGUUUUACCAUGGCCCCGACAACAAAGUUCAUGGUCCUUAUCACGCCAAGGAUAUGCUUAUGUGGACCCAAACGGGAUAUUUCAAAGAUAAUCUUCUCAUCCGAACCGAGCAUGAAGAAGGUUUCCGAACAUUGGGAGAAUGGACGCGAUUAGCUAGCGGAAAACUGCCUUUCUUAUUACCUGUUUUGUCAAUGGAUCACAUGUUAGCCUCUUUAUCACUUAAUAAUCAACAAUCCGCUCCUAUGAUGAUGGUCCCUCCCGGCUUGGCUCCUCCAUUCCCUCCUCCAUUGAGUAGAUACCAUAAUGGAGCUUUUAUGAAUUUGCCCCCUAAUGCAGUACCCUCUAGCCAGCCGCCAUCCGAGCCUAUAGAUGCAGGUAGCUUAUGCCAUACCCCUGACAGUGAUCAGGAGAUCAACCAUGCUGAUGUUCUCCAUGGCGGUGUUCUCAGAAAUGCAGCUGUUAUGACUGCUCCUCAAACUAAGUCUGUUGCCUGUGGAACCGAAACAAUGAUGAAGAAUGCUGAAUGUCAAACGACCCCUAUUAUUUUGAAUGGCAAAGACGCAGCACGCAUACUGUCUGAGAUGUUGGGACAGAAAGUUCUUGUUACCUAA